CAGUUCACUGCCGACAACCGAGCAAAUGGUUUCAACCGGUGGGCACGUGAUGACGUCUUGUGUUCGCGCGGGUAUUUGAGGCUGUUGUGAUGCUGGUUGGACUGCAGACGAAGUGAAGUAUGAACAUUUAGACGAGAUAAUAGUUUUAUGUUUAGUCUGACCAGCAGCAGUGACAGCAUGCCCCAAGCAAGGAGAUGAACUGGGAUCAACUGGAGCUCGACCCGAGGAUCCUAGCUGCCGUGAGGAGAGCCAAACUGAAAUCUGUCAGGGAGGUUUUAUGUGUUUCUGGUCUGGACCUGCAGAGACUCACAGGCCUGUCCUGUUCAGACAUCCGACAGCUGCUCACUGCCGCUGCCACCGCCUGCAGGCGACACCCUCCCAUACCUGCCCUUCUGCUCCAUCGUGGAGAGUGUUGCAGGUUGGGGUCUGGCUUCAGACUCAGCGUGGGCUGUCCUUUGCUGGACAAACUGCUGAGGGGCGGUCUUCCUGUGGGGGGCAUCACUGAGCUGUCAGGAGAGAGUGGGUCAGGAAAAACCCAGCUGGCUCUGCAGCUCUGUCUGUGUGCACAGUAUCCAACACAAUAUGGAGGGCUGAACUCAGGAGCAGUUUAUAUCUGCACAGAGGACUCGUUUCCCAUCAGACGCCUGCAGCAGCUGAUCAGGGAACAGCCCUGUCUGCGCUCUGAUGUCCCUCCAUCGCUGAUCAGCAGUCUCCAGUUCAGUGACCACAUUUACAUCGAACACGCUGCUGAUCUGGACUCUCUCCAGGUGUGUCUGUCCCGGCGUGUCCCCCUCCUGCUGGCCCGUGGUCUGGUCCAGCUCCUCGUUGUGGACUCGGUGGCAGCUCUGUUCAGGUCUGAGUUCCAGGCUGCCGAUUGGCUGGAGAGGAACAAGCAGCUGCUCACCUUCUCCUCUACUCUACGCCACCUGAGCCAGGAGUUCACCACACCUGUCCUCUGUAUCAACCAGGUCACAAAUGUUUUCAGUGGCUCAGACGGCAGUUUGGGUCCUCUGCCCUCCAAUGUGACACCUGCUCUCGGGUUGGCCUGGGCCAAUCAGGUGAUGGUUCGACUAAUGAUGCGACGUCUCCAGGAGACAGUUGUCCGUGGUGAACAGAGCAGCGCCCUCCGCAGGCUAGAGGUGGUGUUUGCUCCUCACCUCCCACGAGAGGGACAAGAUGCCGCUGUCUGGAGGGAGGGAGUUAGAGGGGUAUCUACAUGACUAAAUACAACUUACGUGUGUGUAUGCAGAAUGUUAUGUCACACACACACACGUACAUAAUAAAUUGUGUGAGGUGAUUUGAAAACACAAUUUGUAGCUAUACAACAUUGUCAGUGUUUGUAUUUUAAUAUAGAUGGCCAAAAGUGUGUGGACACUGUUUCCUCAGACUUAAAUCAACCAGUUUUUCAGUGGAAGUUCUGAAGUGAGGUUGAAACAGACACAUUGCCAUCGUACACACUUUUCAAAAAUAUUCCAGCACAGACCUUGGACUGAAGUAAUCUGUGCUCUUUACUGUAUAUCAAGAUCUUUUAGCGGAUUACCUGGACUCUUUAAGGCUUCUCAGGGAUUAAAACAACAGCACUACAGCCAUCCCUGAAUUAUAACCUUCUCUGAAACACUAUCAACCUUCUGAUUUAUAAAUCAUGGCAUGGUUUUCGUUGUAUUGGUUAAUAUUAGGAAGGUUUUAUAAAUCACACAUUCUUUAAUUUGUCCUUUAAUGUCAUGUUUAUGGGCUUAAACGUGCACAUGAGGUGCUUCUGUCAUUGGUUAUUGAUGAUUAUUAUUAAUAUAUCUU
Monopterus albus (swamp eel) is the source of this 1794-nucleotide messenger RNA. It is a transcript of the gene xrcc3, whose product is annotated as X-ray repair complementing defective repair in Chinese hamster cells 3. The record is from RefSeq and is a predicted model, not a curated record. Gene Ontology annotation, cellular component: Rad51C-XRCC3 complex; replication fork. Gene Ontology annotation, biological process: telomere maintenance via recombination; double-strand break repair via synthesis-dependent strand annealing; resolution of mitotic recombination intermediates. Lineage: Eukaryota; Metazoa; Chordata; Actinopteri; Synbranchiformes; Synbranchidae. Gene Ontology annotation, molecular function: ATP binding; ATP-dependent DNA damage sensor activity; four-way junction DNA binding. Bases 195 to 1220 code for a protein of 341 amino acids. The transcript is spliced from 7 exons.